Molecule: messenger RNA, 8493 nt
Organism: Odocoileus virginianus texanus
Lineage: Eukaryota; Metazoa; Chordata; Mammalia; Artiodactyla; Cervidae
Source: RefSeq, a predicted model, not a curated record
UAGCAAGCUAGAUUGAGGCGAGGGCUGGCCAUGCUCCGCCGGAAGGCGCCUUGUUCUCCGAAAGGGUGAGUUGAAACGCUGGCUGGAAAGGAAGCGCCGGGACUUGUUCAGGAGUUCCAUCAUCUUCCUCUGAAGACCUAGCCAUCUUGCUCCAUGAAGGUCAGGACAGUCUGACAUGCACUUGUUUCUUGCCUCUUUACCUGAAGAGUAGUCCUCUUCCAUUGUGUACAUUUUUUUCUUAAUAGGGGAGGGGAGGGGAGAGCCAGUACCCCCCCUCCCCUUCCCUCCUUAAACCUUGGGGAAGUAACCCCCAUUGCUUUCCCAAGAUGGCAGACCCCAUCAUGGAUCUGUUUGAUGACCCAAAUUUAUUUGGCCUGGACUCUCUGACUGAUGACAGCUUCAAUCAGGUCACACAAGACCCUAUUGAAGAAGCCCUUGGACUGCCAAGCUCUCUGGACUCCUUGGAUCAGAUGAACCAGGAUGGUGGAGGUGGCGAUGUGGCGAAUUCAUCAGCAAAUGACUUGGUCCCCCCACCAGAGGAAACAGCCCCCACAGAACUUCCCAAAGAAUCAACAGCUCCAGCUCCAGAAUCUUUAACCUUGCAUGAUUAUACCACUCAGCCCGUCAGCCAAGAGCAGCCAGCCCAACCUGUCUUACAGACACCAACGCCAACACCAGGACUUUUGCAGGUCUCCAAGAGCCAGGAGAUCCUGAGCCAAGGGAAUCCUUUCAUGGGUGUCUCUGCCACAGCUGUCUCCUCCAAUAGUGCUGGAGGACAACCACCUCAGUCUGCCCCUAAGAUUGUCAUCCUUAAGGCCCCACCAAGCUCCUCAGUCACUGGUGCCCAUGUGGCACAAAUUCAGGCCCAAGGUAUCACCAGCACAGCUCAGCCCCUCGUGGCUGGCACAGCCAAUGGUGGAAAAGUCACUUUUACCAAAGUGCUAACCGGCACUCCCCUUCGACCUGGUGUUUCCAUUGUCUCUGGUAAUACAGUGUUGGCCGCCAAGGUCCCUGGGAACCAGGCUACUGUUCAGCGCAUUGUCCAGCCCAGCCGACCAGUAAAGCAGCUGGUCCUACAGCCAGUUAAGGGUUCAGCUCCUGCUGGAAACCCUGGGGCCACAGGGCCCCCACUGAAGCCUGCAGUUACACUGACCUCUACACCCACCCAGGGUGAAUCGAAACGCAUCACGCUGGUCCUCCAGCAGCCACAGUCUGGAGGUCCCCAAGGACACCGGCAUGUCGUGCUAGGGAGUCUACCAGGCAAGAUAGUGUUACAGGGCAACCAGCUAGCAGCCCUGACUCAAGCCAAGAAUGCCCAGGGGCAGCCUGCCAAAGUAGUAACUAUACAGCUUCAGGUGCAGCAACCACAGCAGAAAAUCCAGAUUGUACCACAGCCUCCAUCAUCGCAGCCACAACCCCAGCAGCCACCCUCCACCCAGCCAGUGACUCUCUCCUCUGUGCAGCAGGCUCAGAUAAUGGGACCAGGACAGGCCCCGGGACAGAGACUUUCAGUACCCCUCAAGGUGGUACUUCAGCCACAGGUGAGACCUAACAUGCUGAGUUAAGAAGGCAAACACGCUCUUAGUCCCCUGACGUUAUCCUCAGCACCACUCACUGUUGGAUGUGGGGCCAGUCUAGAUUCAUAUCUCUGAAGUGAGAUGCAGGCUUUGCUUUCUUUCACCCAUGGGAACCUUAUUUUAAUUAUAUCAUGAAAAGAUUUGAGGGUUAUUGUUGGGUUUGGGUUAAGAGAUGAUUUGUCUAGUAUUUGUCUUUAAAUUGUUUUAUUUACAAUCUUUUCCUGAUAUCCUUGUGAAAUGAAAAUGACUGGAAAUAACCCCUCAUCUGAAAGGUAAAUAGUCUUGAAGAGGUCAAGUGCUUAUCAUUCCUCCCCCUACCAACCNUCCAAAACCAAGGGCAAGAGUAAGCUAAACACCAUCACUCCUGUGGUGGGUAAGAAGAGAAAACGUAAUACCUCAUCUGAUAAUUCAGAUGUAGAAGUCAUGCCUGCACAAUCACCCCGGGAAGAUGAAGAAAGCAGUAUUCAGAAAAGACGCUCAAACCGCCAAGUUAAGCGGAAAAAAUAUACAGAGGAUCUGGAUAUAAAGAUCACAGACGAUGAAGAAGAAGAAGAAGUGGAUGUAACUGGUCCAAUCAAAACUGAGCCUAUCCUUCCUGAGCCAGUGCAGGAACCAGAUGGCGAGACAUUGCCUUCCAUGCAGUUCUUUGUGGAGAAUCCCAGUGAAGAAGAUGCUGCCAUUGUAGACAAAGUGCUUUCUAUGCGUAUUGUGAAGAAGGAGCUUCCUUCUGGACAGUAUACUGAAGCAGAAGAAUUCUUUGUCAAGUACAAGAACUACUCCUAUCUGCACUGUGAAUGGGCCACCAUCUCCCAACUGGAGAAGGAUAAGAGGAUCCAUCAAAAACUAAAGCGCUUCAAAACCAAAAUGGCUCAGAUGAGACACUUCUUCCAUGAGGAUGAAGAGCCCUUCAACCCAGACUAUGUAGAGGUGGAUAGGAUAUUGGAUGAGUCUCACAGUAUUGACAAGGACAAUGGGGAGCCUGUAAUUUACUACCUGGUGAAAUGGUGCUCUCUGCCCUACGAGGAUAGUACCUGGGAGCUCAAAGAGGAUGUUGAUGAGGGCAAGAUUCGAGAAUUUAAACGCAUCCAGUCAAGGCACCCAGAACUCAAAAGGGUGAAUCGUCCGCAGGCAAGUGCCUGGAAGAAGUUGGAGUUGUCACAUGAGUAUAAAAACAGAAACCAGUUACGGGAAUAUCAGUUGGAAGGGGUCAACUGGCUGCUCUUUAAUUGGUAUAACAGGCAGAACUGCAUCCUGGCUGAUGAGAUGGGAUUGGGCAAAACCAUUCAGUCCAUUGCCUUCUUGCAGGAAGUAUAUAAUGUGGGUAUCCAUGGCCCCUUCCUGGUCAUUGCCCCACUGUCCACAAUUACUAACUGGGAGCGGGAAUUCAACACAUGGACAGAGAUGAACACUAUUGUCUACCAUGGCAGUCUGGCCAGCCGGCAGAUGAUACAACAAUAUGAAAUGUACUGCAAAGAUUCACGGGGGCGCCUCAUCCCAGGUGCAUACAAGUUUGAUGCCUUGAUCACCACUUUUGAGAUGAUUUUGUCAGACUGUCCUGAGCUUCGUGAGAUUGAAUGGCGGUGCGUCAUCAUUGAUGAGGCCCAUCGACUAAAGAACCGUAAUUGCAAGCUGCUUGAUAGUCUCAAGCACAUGGACCUGGAGCACAAAGUGCUGCUCACAGGAACACCAUUGCAAAAUACUGUGGAGGAACUGUUUAGCUUGCUUCAUUUCUUGGAACCAUCACAGUUUCCAUCAGAAUCAGAAUUCCUCAAAGACUUUGGGGAUCUCAAAACAGAAGAACAGGUUCAAAAGCUACAGGCCAUUCUCAAACCAAUGAUGCUGAGAAGACUCAAAGAAGAUGUUGAAAAGAACCUGGCACCCAAACAGGAGACCAUUAUUGAAGUAGAGCUAACCAACAUUCAGAAGAAGUACUACCGGGCUAUUUUGGAGAAGAAUUUCUCCUUUCUUUCCAAAGGGGCAGGUCAUACUAACAUGCCAAAUCUACUCAACACAAUGAUGGAGUUGCGCAAAUGCUGCAACCACCCCUAUCUCAUCAAUGGUGCAGAAGAAAAAAUCCUAACAGAGUUUCGAGAAGCUUGCCAUAUCAUACCUCAUGACUUCCACUUGCAGGCCAUGGUUCGUUCAGCUGGCAAAUUGGUUCUUAUUGACAAGUUACUUCCAAAACUUAAAGCUGGUGGCCAUAAGGUUCUGAUCUUUUCCCAGAUGGUACGCUGCCUAGAUAUCCUAGAGGAUUAUCUAAUCCAGAGAAGGUACUUAUAUGAGCGUAUUGAUGGGCGAGUUAGAGGCAACCUUCGGCAAGCUGCUAUUGACCGAUUUAGCAAGCCUGACUCGGACCGAUUUGUCUUUCUGCUAUGCACCCGGGCUGGUGGACUUGGCAUUAAUCUAACAGCUGCUGAUACUUGCAUCAUCUUUGAUUCAGACUGGAAUCCCCAAAAUGACCUGCAGGCUCAAGCACGUUGUCAUCGAAUUGGGCAGAGCAAAGCUGUGAAGGUGUACCGUCUCAUCACUCGUAAUUCUUACGAGAGGGAGAUGUUUGAUAAGGCUAGCCUCAAGUUGGGAUUGGAUAAAGCUGUGCUUCAGUCCAUGAGUGGUCGGGAUGGCAACAUUACUGGAAUCCAACAGUUCUCUAAGAAGGAGAUUGAAGAUCUCUUACGGAAAGGAGCUUAUGCAGCCAUAAUGGAGGAAGAUGAUGAGGGCUCCAAGUUUUGUGAAGAGGACAUUGACCAGAUCUUGUUAAGACGAACCACUACCAUCACCAUUGAAUCUGAAGGAAAGGGUUCUACCUUUGCCAAGGCAAGCUUUGUGGCUUCUGAAAAUAGGACUGAUAUUUCUCUGGAUGACCCAAACUUUUGGCAAAAGUGGGCCAAAAAGGCUGACCUGGACAUGGAUCUACUCAAUAGCAAGAAUAACUUGGUGAUUGACACACCUAGAGUACGAAAACAGACCCGCCACUUCAGCACUCUGAAAGAUGAUGACCUAGUGGAAUUCUCUGAUUUGGAAAGUGAAGACGAUGAGCGACCACGCUCUCGCCGACAUGACCGUCAUCAUACCUAUGGGCGCACUGACUGUUUUCGGGUGGAAAAGCACCUCCUGGUAUAUGGUUGGGGACGAUGGCGAGAUAUUCUGUCUCAUGGACGCUUCAAGCGACGGAUGACUGAAAGAGAUGUGGAAACAAUUUGCCGGGCCAUCCUCGUGUACUGUCUCUUACAUUAUCGUGGGGACGAAAAUAUCAAAGGCUUCAUUUGGGACUUGAUUAGCCCUGCUGAAAAUGGCAAGACAAAAGAAUUGCAGAAUCACUCAGGUCUGUCUAUCCCUGUGCCUCGUGGACGCAAGGGGAAAAAAGUAAAGUCACAAAGCACUUUUGAUAUCCAUAAGGCAGAUUGGAUCCGGAAAUAUAACCCUGAUACCCUGUUUCAAGAUGAAAGUUAUAAGAAGCACUUGAAACAUCAGUGUAACAAGGUGCUGUUGCGGGUACGAAUGCUAUAUUAUCUGAGACAGGAGGUUAUUGGAGACCAGGCAGAGAAGGUGUUAGGGGGUGCAAUUGCCAGUGAGAUUGACAUAUGGUUCCCAGUAGUGGAUCAGCUGGAGGUUCCAACAACAUGGUGGGACAGUGAGGCUGAUAAGUCCCUGCUCAUUGGAGUCUUUAAGCAUGGCUAUGAAAAAUAUAAUACUAUGAGGGCAGACCCAGCCUUAUGCUUCUUGGAAAAGGCUGGCCGACCAGAUGACAAAGCAAUUGCAGCAGAACAUCGCGUGUUGGAUAAUUUUUCUGACAUAGUGGAAGGGGUUGACUUUGAUAAAGACUGUGAAGAUCCUGAAUACAAACCACUCCAGGGUCCCCCAAAGGACCAAGAUGAUGAGGGUGAUCCCUUGAUGAUGAUGGAUGAAGAGAUCUCAGUGAUAGAUGGAGAUGAAGCCCAGGUGACCCAACAGCCAGGCCAUCUAUUCUGGCCUCCAGGCUCUGCUUUGACAGCUAGGCUUCGGCGCCUAGUAACAGCCUAUCAGCGCAGCUACAAGAGAGAACAGAUGAAGAUAGAGGCUGCAGAACGUGGGGAUCGGAGAAGGCGACGUUGUGAGGCAGCCUUCAAGCUAAAAGAAAUUGCACGGCGGGAGAAACAGCAACGAUGGACAAGGCGUGAGCAAACUGAUUUCUAUCGAGUGGUUUCUACCUUUGGUGUGGAGUAUGACCCUGAUACCAUGCAGUUCCAUUGGGAUCGCUUCCGUACUUUUGCCCGAUUGGACAAAAAAACAGAUGAAAGCCUUACCAAGUAUUUCCAUGGCUUUGUGGCCAUGUGCCGCCAAGUGUGCCGCCUUCCCCCAGCAGCUGGAGAUGAACCCCCGGACCCUAAUCUGUUUAUUGAGCCCAUCACUGAGGAAAGGGCCUCACGGACUCUCUACCGUAUUGAAUUGCUUCGGCGCUUACGGGAACAAGUUUUAUGCCACCCUCUUUUGGAAGAUCGGCUGGCAUUAUGUCAGCCUCCAGGUCCUGAAUUGCCUAAGUGGUGGGAGCCCAUUCGGCAUGACGGGGAGCUUCUACGAGGGGCAGCCCGCCACGGGGUGAGCCAAACAGACUGCAACAUCAUGCAGGACCCAGACUUUUCUUUCCUGGCUGCCCGUAUGAAUUAUAUGCAGAACCAUCAGGCAGGAGCACCAGCUCCAUCCCUGUCACGCUGCUCUACUCCACUGCUCCACCAGCAGUACACCUCGCGCACUGCCUCACCGCUGCCCCUGCGCCCAGAUGCUCCUGUUGAAAAGCCACCUGAGGAGACAGCUGCCCAGGUCCCCAGUCUGGAGAGUCUGACUUUAAAGCUAGAGCAUGAGGUGGUGGCCAGGAGCCGACCAACCCCACAAGACUAUGAGAUGCGAGUAGCCCCCUCUGAUACUACCCCUCUGGUCUCCCGAAGUGUUCCACCAGUCAAACUGGAGGAUGAGGAUGAUUCAGACUCUGAGCUGGACUUGAGCAAGCUGUCACCAUCAUCCUCUUCUUCCUCAUCCUCAUCCAGCUCCAGCUCCAGCACUGAUGAGAGUGAGGACGAGAAGGAAGAGAAGCUAACUGCUGACCAGUCCCGCUCAAAGCUCUAUGAUGAAGAGAGUCUCCUGUCCCUCCCUAUGUCCCAAGAUGGAUUCCCAAAUGAAGAUGGAGAACAAAUGACCCCUGAGCUUCUGCUGCUACAAGAAAGACAGAGAGCUUCUGAGUGGCCCAAGGAUCGUGUCCUGAUAAACCGUAUUGACCUCGUCUGCCAGGCUGUACUCUCAGGGAAGUGGCCUUCUAGUCGCCGGAGCCAGGAAGUGGUAACAGGAGGAAUUUUGGGGCCAGGCAACCACUUGCUGGACAGUCCCUCGUUGACUCCGGGAGAAUAUGGUGACUCUCCAGUCCCCACACCACGCAGUAGCAGCGCAGCUUCCAUGGCAGAGGAGGAAGUGUCUGCAGUCACCACAGCCGCUGCUCAGUUCACCAGACUUCGCCGAGGCAUGGAUGAGAAAGAGUUUACGGUUCAGAUCAAAGAUGAGGAAGGAUUGAAGUUAACAUUCCAAAAGCACAAGUUGAUGGCUAAUGGAGUAAUGGGAGAUGGACAUCCUCUUUUUCAUAAGAAGAAAGGGAACAGAAAGAAGCUAGUUGAGCUGGAGGUGGAGUGCAUGGAAGAGCCUAAUCACCUUGAUGUGGACCUGGAGACCCGGAUCCCUGUCAUCAAUAAGGUGGAUGGUACUUUGCUCGUGGGUGAGGAUGCCCCUCGCCGGGCUGAACUGGAGAUGUGGUUACAGGGUCAUCCAGAGUUUGCUGUCGAUCCCCGAUUUCUAGCGUAUAUGGAGGAUCGCAGAAAACAGAAAUGGCAGAGAUAUAAAAAAAAUAAUAAGGCAGAAUUGAACUGUUUGGGAAUAGAACCAGUACAGACAGCUAACUCUAGGAAUGGAAAAAAGGGUCAUCAUGCUGAAACUGUGUUGAACCGGGUUUUGCCAGGGCCUAUUGCACCUGACACCAGCAAGAAGCGGGCCCGAAGGACGCGACCAGACCUUUCUAAGAUGAUGGCCCUGAUGCAGGGUGGAGGCACUGGGUCCCUGUCUCUGCAUAAUACCUUCCAACACAGCAGUAGUGGCCUGCAGUCUGUGUCAUCUCUGGGUCACAGCAGUGCCACUUCUGCAUCUUUGCCUUUUAUGCCAUUUGUGAUGGGUGGUGCAGCAUCAUCCCCUCAUGUAGACUCCAGCACCAUGCUUCAUCACCACCACCACAACCCCCACCCCCACCAUCACCACCAUCACCAUCCAGGCCUGAGAGCCACUGGCUACCCUUCUUCACCAGCCACUACCACCUCUGGUACUGCCUUGCGGUUGCCACCACUGCAACCUGAGGAGGAUGAGGACGAUGAGGAUGAAGAUGAUGAUGAUGAUUUAUCUCAGGGCUAUGAUAGCUCAGAAAGGGACUUCUCACUCAUUGAUGAUCCUAUGAUGCCAGCCAACUCAGACUCCAGCGAAGAUGCUGAUGACUGAAGACCCAGCAUGGUCCCCAUUGCUUGGGUGGCUGCUGUAUUUCCUUUACUCUGGCCCUUGGACUAUGGAAAAGUGGGAGGGGCAGGGGAGAUGUGGGGAGACAGACCCAGGACUCCAGGAGGUGAAAAGGAAAAAGAACACUUGUACCUGAUUGCUUCCAAAUUUGAGAGGAUUGGGUGGGUAGGGGAACUCCUAAAAUAAUACAUUACUUCCUCGGUUCUGGGGAAGGAAAGGAGACUAGAGCAGCCAAUGUGCUCACCCCUCCCUAGACACCUCCAUUAACCACAGACUAUGUAGCGCUGGCACUAGCCUCUGGCAGAGCCUGUUCCUGACCGAACUGUGGAUACAGCUGGAGGGUCAGGAACUGUUACCUUCCUUCCCCUUGGCAUUAAUAAAUUUAAGUUAAUCCUUU